This is a messenger RNA of Macadamia integrifolia, 1410 nucleotides long. RefSeq lists its product as uncharacterized. The transcript is spliced from 4 exons. The record is from RefSeq and is a predicted model, not a curated record. Bases 1 to 1410 code for a protein of 469 amino acids. Lineage: Eukaryota; Viridiplantae; Streptophyta; Magnoliopsida; Proteales; Proteaceae.
AUGUGUGAACAGGGACGAAGGAUGGAAGAGAGGCGCUCUGAAGGUGAUGAUAUGGAUAAUGGUGAUCGUGAGGCUUUGGAUCGAGGACCCCCUCCUCAGGGGCCAGAGGUGAAUGCACCUACUCGUUCUUAUGCAAGGGCGGUAGGUCUCGCCUCAUGGCCUGCAAUUGAUUCGCUCCUAGAGCCGAUUCAAGCAGGAAAUAUUACAAGGAUCGUCAUACCACAGAAUGAUUAUGAAGCAAAGAGACAGAAUUUAAGGUUUGCUCUAAUAGGCCGUGUAAAUUUUCGUCUUUUAUCUUUGGAUGAUUUACGUCAAGAGGCAAGAGAUAACUGGAAAUUGAGUCAAGGGGUUGUGAUGCACCCUCUGGGAAAAGGCUAUGCCAUUUUUCAAUUUCGAUGUGAGGGUGAUAAGGCGGCUAUUUGGAGAAGAACCCCUUUGCGUGUGCGUGGACAGUUAAUUCGGCUUCAACACUGGAGACCGGAUUUUAACAUCCAUGAGAAAAAUUCCUUCACGAAACUCGUGUGGGUUUGGCAUGAUAUCUUAAACCUUCCCUUGGAAUAUUGGCAUGAUAAUGUCCUUCUCUCCAUUGCGAAGGCGGUGGGACGUCCAGUUACCCUGGAUAAUCAUACUAGACAAGGAAUUUUGGGAUAUUUUGCCCGAGUGCUGGUUGAAGUUGAUAGCUCGGAAGCUGCUACUCGUGUUGAGGAGGUUCAGCGGAUGGGUCAUCAAGUAAAUAAUUGUCGACUCAAAAAGAUGGAGGAUGAGAAGCAGAGUGCUCGUGACAAUGUAAGGGUACCAGGUGCGAUUUUGAACAAUAAAGGGAAGUUACCUAUUGAAGAGGGAAACGGAUCUGCUGGAGAAUCACAAAAUAAUAUCUCUUCUCAACUUCCAAAUCUAGAAGAAGGUGAGAUUCAAAUUAAUUUGAAUUUGGCUAAUACAAAUCUCCCUAUUUUGGAAAAUGUGGGAUUAGCACAGGAGAGAGUUGAAUCAGAGAAGGAAUCUAGUGAUGACGUGGAGGGGUCUAAUUCUGGUUCUGAAUCAGAAUUAGAAUCUGAUUCAGACCAGGAUUCUGGUUCAAAAGAGAGUGGACCAUAUCAGGAAGUCUCUUUGGCGAGGGUGUCGCAGGGUCCUGUGAGAAUGUCAUCGCGCACAAAGAGAACGGGACUAAUUCAGGGAUCCAGUCGGGGCGGCCUGACGAGCAGGGGUGGUCAGAUUUCUUCCUCUGGGCAUGGUCCGGCCCCUACCUCUACAAUUAGUAGAAGGGAGAUUGCUGUGAUGGGAGCUCAGGCAGUGGAUAGAGCUGUUUUGAUGGGUGAGCAGGGUAAAACAGUGGGAGAAAAAAAGGGGAAGAAGAAAAAAGGAGGAGGUCAGACAUCUAUAUCUGACAAGAUCGCGGAUUCAACAGUUUAA